Clupea harengus (Atlantic herring) is the source of this 8367-nucleotide messenger RNA. It is a transcript of the gene hoxb9a, whose product is annotated as homeobox B9a. Lineage: Eukaryota; Metazoa; Chordata; Actinopteri; Clupeiformes; Clupeidae. Gene Ontology annotation, cellular component: nucleus. Gene Ontology annotation, biological process: embryonic skeletal system morphogenesis; regulation of transcription by RNA polymerase II; DNA-templated transcription. Gene Ontology annotation, molecular function: DNA-binding transcription factor activity, RNA polymerase II-specific; RNA polymerase II cis-regulatory region sequence-specific DNA binding. The record is from RefSeq and is a predicted model, not a curated record.
GGGGGGGGGGGGGGCAUUCGACAGCCGGACUUUACAGCUCCAACAACAUAGAGGAGGGGGUGCACUUAUAGGAUUGUAUUACUUUAUCAGACAGCGUUGUCUUCAAGAUUUCUCAAAUGACUCAAGGGAAAAAUGUACGUGCGUAAGUGUCUGCAGAGAACCACGUUGGCCAUCCUCCCUGGCCUGCGCUACAUCACUGAUUUUAUUUUCUGUAUUUCUUCCCGUUAUAUUUAGCAUUUAUUUCCAAAAUAUGCCGAUUCCAUCGCUUCAAACACCGCACUACGUACACUUUCAAAUAAAUUCACCCUUGAGUUGUCACCAUGUUCUUAUGCUUGGUAGGCCAGUCCAAUGGCUUGCGUCCAAAGUCUUGCCACUGAACACGGGGAGGGCUGUGCUACUGUGUGAUUUAGGUAGUUUCAAGUUGUUGGGGUGGACGAUUAAUAUCGCAGGAACCUGAAACUGCCUGAAUCAAUCCAGUGGAACGUGCAUCAAAGCCCACACGUAAUGGACCGAGGCGGGAACCAACAAGACGUCAGAGACGUUUGGCUUGAACUUGGUAAGUUGUGUAAAAGAAGUAGCACCGCUAUUUUAAUACUUUUCUUCAGUUGUUUUUGCCAUAUUCAGCUGUUUUUUUGUAUGGUCGCCAUCUUACCUCCUGUAGCCAAUCCCAACCUGUUGCAUGAGGCGUAUAACGAAUUCCUUACUAAGGUUGCUUUGUGACCACCAGUUCAUUUGCAGUCGUAGGGCCCUUAUGAAAAGAGACGCCCAGUAGUAGUAAAUCAGGACAAAACAUGGCAAAGGGCUUUGCUUCAUUUUCGCACCGGCUUGAUUUUACUUUGCGCCAGGGAGUGAACCAGUGUGCACAGAGCUCCAUUUUAUAGCACAUUAACUUUCAACCAUCUCAGUACAUUUUCACACUGAUAUAUGACGUCCUCCCCGUGUGUAUUGAAAUCUCGUUUCGAAAUUAAAAUAGUAGUUGAUAUAUUGCAAGGGAUUAUAAAUAAAAGUCAAGAGUGUAUACUUUUCCAUCUUCCUUUCACUUGUUUUGUGUCUGUUUUAUAUAAGGUAGACUAAUAGUAUUGUGGACGCGUGCUAUAGCUCUACACAUAUGCAGCUGUGUUUAUGAAGAAUCAGAAGAGAUAAGGUAUUCACACUUAUCAUAAUAAGCCAUGGCCAUAGUGUGUUUUAUGAGUCUGUAUUUAGAAAUAGAUAUUUAGAUUGGGGAUAUUUGGGAUAGUCUAACUAUGAUUCGUCUGUCUCGUGUGUCUGCGCGCAGUGUUUCGUGUUUGUUUGCGCGCGCGCGCGCGUGUGUGUUUCGUGGUUCAGGCCUACGACUUUGUUUCCAUACUUGUUUGUGGCAACAUACUGCGGUUUGAAUCACCUCUAUAUUUUUCAGGUAAUGUAACAUUGCUUUUAAUUCAUUAAACCUCUCCAUAGCAAUUGAGCUAACAGAAAUGUUUCUGUGCCAGUUGCCAAUAACCUCAACAAUUUCUCUAAAUAAAUCAUUCAAGAGAAGAAGAAUCUGCUAUCCACAACAAAAUACUUUAUAGAGUAAAUGAAAUAGAAACAAUAAGCAUCUUGUUUAAAAAAGAACAUUUUAUCAGAAUAUUUCCGGUUUGGAAUCAAAGAAGAAAGUAACUGUCCGUGAUGGAACCGUCGCAGAGUGACAAUGAAAAACAUAUACAAUAAAACAUUACAAAAUCCCAAUUCACAAACACCCCUCUUUAGUGUAACAAGUUUGUUUUGACAGUGGGUUUUCAUAGAUUGUCUGAGCCCAUAUUAAUUAUCUUCCACAAUUUGUCGAACAUAAUAAAGAGAAAUUUAUAAAACGUUACCUGGACUAGGCAGCGAGUGGUCGGUUCUGACCUACGAUGUCGCAAUAUAAACAAUCAAACAGUAUAUUUAAAUAUAUUUAAGUAUAAGAGCUGCAUCUUCAUUGCACUUUAUUUUAAUAGCAUUCAUUUUAUGAUUUAUGUGUUGUAUUUGUGCUGUUAACAACACAAGAUUUAUUUGCGUUCCGUAAUUUUAAUAGCCUAACUUUCUUUUUUCCCCCCCGUUAUCUCCAUUCUUGGUUGGGUGUCCCAGUAAUGGUGUCCCUUAGCGAUUCAUGAAGGUAUAGAGGUAUACUCUACUAAAGUUGUUUACGUUUCUACGCGUUUCCCAAACCAUCUCUUAAGAGUUCCCCUGAGAUAAACCUUCCUACAUAUACCUUAAGAGGCUGAAUCAAUGUUUCUGGAAUCGAUUAUUGUCAUUCACGUAUGUUUGAGCAUGCAUAACAUCAGUAUUAUGGCCAUGACUCGGAGCGCAGGUGAGAUCAGCAAGAAAUACUAUGCAAGUCAAAAUAAAAUAAAAAAGUUCCCAGAUAAAGACGACUGUAGGAUGUUACUCAUACAUUUGUAUUCGCAAGGGAUUCAAAAUGAACAGCUAUGUAAUUUAUGCCUAUGUUUCUUAUUUAAUAAAGCACAAAAUGUAAUGCAACACAUAUGUCCAGACACUAACACAACACAUAUAUUGCCUUUGUCCAGACACUAACACAACAUUUGUAUGCUCUAAAAUGUUAGUUUUAUCUGAAACUGUGUUAAGGUAUAACUAAGAGUGGUCCAGACCAACCUUACGAAAGUAUCUCUUAGAGAAGGUAUAAGCCUUCCUUAGCUUAGGACGUUCUGGGAAACACCUGGAAACCUUAAGGUAGGCUACUGCCUAAGGUAUAAAUUAAGUACAAAACUUACCCUGGAUUUGUUAAUAAACUUCGGAUGAAUUUAAUAUCCCAAUAUCUUAUAUGGAGUAAUGCACGAUUUAAUAUCACUAACAUUAAUAACAGUUAGGUCUGAUACAAUAUAGGCCAAGGGGUAGAUGAAUAAAAUAGACGUUUAAAAUGAACAAUCCUACAAAUAUUAAAAAACAACACUGGACUUUGAUGAGGCAUAUCACGCACACACGGACACAAAUCUCAAACCCUUAGUGUGGAAGUGUGGAAGUGAGGAAGCUCAUGGCGUGGUUCACGUUGAAAUGAUCACAUUCCUCUCCUCUCAUUCAGUCUGCCCCAACAACUAUGGUUCCAUUUUGACGCCAGCAGCUAGUUCGCCAUAUAGCUCUAUACAUAAAUCCCAUUUUUUUUCUCGACCUCUUCAGGAAGUAAUAUUUUAGUCAUCUGACCCGUCAUCUUGUAUAGUAUUCUGUUGGAAUAGGAUUAGUCUAGGCCUUAGUGGCAGGAUAUGGAGGCAGUGUGUUGAGCAGCCCAGGCUUUGUAGCAGUCUUAACAGUUAACAGACUGUUUGUAGACUACAGUUUAGUAAAAAACCAUAUUAGGCAUACAAAUACAAAAAUAACUUUAAUAAUUGUGUUAAGAACUGCAUGUAGUUUGUCGACAAAGCCCAACGCAGAAGAGCAGGAAGGGAUAAAACAAUGACAUGUUGGCAUUUCAUUCCUUUAUGGCUUACACCCCUACUCUUAUCACGACGAAAUCUGACGAACCACGUGAAAUACCUUGUACACCGAAGAUUUAUUUGGUCCACUGGAGAUUGAGACGUCAUAAACUUUUGAACUUGUUGACCCUUUUGAACGUUGACAGCUGUCUAAUACAGCUACCUAGCAGAAGAUACAGUCAGUCUUAUCCAUAUGCGCUGGAGAAAAGAACGCUGUUUAAUAAAACACCACAGAACGCACACUGAUUAGGGUAACAUCAGUAUCAAAUCCUACAAAAACAAAACAAUGCAAUCAUAUUUUUGUUGUUUUUGUGAGACCUUUGGUGUGUAGCUGUUUCUUUGAAGUAACUAAUUCACUAACUUAAAAAGGAGAAAUGCAGAGCGUUUGGUGUCAGGGAUAACCGCUUAUGAUGCAAUGUUAAGCGCACCCACAACAAUUACCUUUAAUGUCAAGCUCUUUAAGCGAUCAUAGUGCAUCUGGAAAGACAUUUUAGUUUUCGAUAUUCUCAUGUCUACUUUCUGUACCAUCUCCCAAUUCCAAUACACAAAAGGAGUCUAAGUAAUAAAACAUAUUCAAAAACUUUGCAAUGGCUAUUUCACAUAGGAGCAAUUAUUUGCCUAAUUUUGUCAUGAAUUGUACAGUGUUUAACAUAAACUGUCCCAGAUAUGCAACGGGAAUUGAUUUACGCUUUUAGAAUUAUGAAACCAGCAAUGAUGCAUUUGUGUGCUGUUUUCAUCCUUAGUUGCUGUCCUCGGAUAGGCGACACACUUUAAAUGAAAAACAAAUAUUGUAAGUAUUUUAAGAUGUGUUCUAUUUCCAAGCAGAAUAGUUUUGGUUAGGAUAAUUGCAAUGAGCGUUCGGAGGCUCUUUACUUUGGAUAUUUACUGGCCUACAUUUUGCGGUGAGAAGACAUUCUUGUGGGGGUUAAAGAAAAAUGUAUCUCAUUAUACUUUUGGCACUGUUUGCUGUUGUAAUGGAGCAAAGUGCGUCAAAUUAUCACCAGCACUGUGCAAUAGAUUCUGUACACAUUUGUAAACACAACACAAGAACUAUGCCAGUGUAGUAUAGUUAAAAGCCAUGGUGCUCAUAAAUAUGCUGCUGCUCCUGUCGCAAAAGCUCACAACGUCGAAGUUUAACAGUUCAAAACACCAAACUGAAAGUGAUAACAUGGCCCGACUCAUCGUUUGCACUAUGCAGAUCUCUAGGCUUCAAAUAAAGAACGGCCUGAAUCUUAAAUUGAAGUUGCUCGGUGAGGCAAAAUGGUUUCUCGCCGCGACGCGGUAGGAGCAGGGAAGUCUGCAUCGAGGCCACGGCAUCGCUCUUCAAUGCCAAGUCAUUCAAAAUGGGCGAUGAACAGGACUAAAAUAUACUUCACCGGUUCCAAACUGUGGCCCUAGAGAACUCCUCACAUGUCGCUGUUUGACCUCGUAACGCCUCGCAAUGUUUCAUUAUGUUAAAGUUAUCUAUCCAGUUGAAAUUCUUCCGUGUUUAGGCUACUUAUUAGGUACUGCGAGAAGAGAGUGCGUUUCGGUUGGUGGGAGGAAUGCUGAAGUAGAGUCGUUUACGGUCUCCGCCACAGGCAGUAUAUCAGGUCUAUAAAAAUCAAAGCUGCCUGAUGUAGUAUUUUAUUAUAGUAUUAAACGACCAAAAAGUUCAAGUACUUUCUUCUAUAAAUACACGGGAUUGUCGCGCGGUGGUGUUUAAUACCCUCGUUAAGAAAAAUUACUGUUAAUUUUCCAAUAAGGCACUAUUUUAGCCUGACGCCCCUCUGGUGAAAUGGGUCACGGCAUUAGUUAGAGAAAAUAAACAAUUGUCCGAGGAUAAAACGCAUCACAGAAGUGUUAUGACAUAACAUCGCGUCGUUAGAAAUAGAUGAACUUGGAUAGGCCAAUGGCUUUAGCAUUCGUAAUGUAUGUGUUAGAUUUGGAAAGCUGCGGAUAAUUUCAUGUGCUGGAUGAAAUAGACAGAUGUGGCAAAGCCUUUUUUUUUUUUUACUUCUGUUUCUCACGUUUAAACAGAUAUGCAAAUCAGGUGAGCCAAAAUAAGAUGAUUGUCCCUUUUAUUUGUUCCUCAUUGUUCCCACACACGCAUGUCCACAUAAUGUCAGUGCGAUGCAAAUUUUAAGUGGAAUUUUCAUCGCCAGUCGGUAGAUAUAGUGUGAUGUAUAGACACACUCCCAUUUUGCAUAUUGCAUAAACAAGACAAUUUAUUUAGAGGGAAAAUAUGGAUAGCGCGAGAGGAGGAGAGCUCGCGCAGCCCCUGGCGGAGUGAUUUACGCCCCAUUGACGCUUUAUCAGGCUCGUGAAAAAAGUCUGACCAAUCAUUUAGCUCGGCGCUCACAACACAGCAGCCUGGCUCUACUUUGUUGGCUAGAGAGUUGAAGGAGUAGCGUGGAAAAAAAUACCCAGUUUUCUCUUACAUGUUUUCCCUUCAAUGAACCGUGCGUUGUAUAAUGUCCGAGAAUGUCCAUUUCUGGAACUCUAAGCAACUACUAUGUCGAUUCCAUCAUAAGUCAUGAGAAUGAAGAUCCAACCUCGGCCAGGUUCUCCAAUUUGCAGUAUUCCAGCUCCAGGCCACCGGGACAUGGCGAGCAUCCCGAAUUUCCCUCCUGCAGUUUUCAACCCAAACCUCCCGUUUUCAGUUCUUCUUGGAGCCCGUUCAGUCCCCAUGCCUCCAACAGCUUACCGGCGGUGUACCACCCGUACAUACCAACUCAGCCCGUGCCUUCCACGGACAGCCGAUACCUCCGCUCAUGGCUCGACUGCGCGCCGCGAACUGCCGAGUCCCUACCCGGACAAGGGCAGGUCAAGAUGGAGCCGCUACUGGGGCAUCUCGGGGAGCCCACCAAAAUCGGGGGACACGAAUUCAUUUUGGAAUCCUCCUCGUCAAGGGAGCUGAAUCCCGGCCAGGGCACCGGGUUCGAAGACAAUAAGGACAUUUGCGAAGGUAGCGAGGACAAAGAGGGGCCAGAUCAAAGUUCCCAUCCUUGCAGCGCUGCGGAUAACGGGUCUGCCCUGUCUCGUACAGAUCCAUCUGCCAACUGGUUACAUGCCCGGUCAUCUCGGAAAAAACGCUGCCCAUACAGCAAAUACCAAACCCUGGAGCUCGAGAAGGAGUUCCUCUUCAAUAUGUAUCUAACGAGAGAUCGGAGGCACGAGGUAGCUCGCUUGCUGAACUUGACGGAGCGACAAGUGAAAAUAUGGUUUCAAAAUCGACGGAUGAAAAUGAAGAAAAUGAAUAAGGAUCAGCCGAAGGAAUAAGGAGGGAUGCCACCCCCCUUCCCCCUCACACACACACGCACACAUACACACACGCGCGCGCACACACACACACACACACACACACACACUCAAAUGCCUUGUCGGAUCCGUUUCUCGAUGGUGAUGAUGCAUAGAGUGUCUGUCUUUCAUUUUCUUCUUUUUGAUAUAAUAAAAUGCACACUUAUUACUGGGCAGCACACCAACUGUUGAAAACGGGAAGGGUUGUCGCAAGGGCACGUCGCACGGGCUCAGACUCUUGAAGGCGACUUUUAUCACUUAUUUCUUGUUUGACGCACUGCGCCGGCGCUCCACCAGGACAGGCAGGAGGGCGUUGAAACAUGAGCUUCAUGUGACCAUGAAUACAUAUGAAAAAUGGUGGAUUCUCAUCGUGUCUGCUACCUACAUUUUUUUUUCUUGGAUUUAUUUUUAAUCAUUCCUUUUUAACACUAAUCCUCUUUUAUGAUGUUUUAUAAUUUAGAAACAAAAUGAAGUACAGCGAGAUUAUUUGGCAAUUAUUUAAAGAAAAUGUAGUGGAUGUUAUUUAAUUAUGUCUCUCCGUUAGGUGUGUAAUAUUAAUUGGGUUAGUGUAUUUGUGUCUAGGUUAUGAGUGUUUCUGGCUGUUGCGUCUAAAAUUAAGAUUGGAAGUGGCAGAAUAAGCCAACCGUAGUUUAUGUAGAUGAUUUUCGACAUCAUCAUCAUUAUCAUUAUUAUUAUUAUUAGAAAUAUUAUUAUUAUUAAUAAUAUUGUUAUUGUUGUUGUUGUUGUUCAUUUGAACUAAGGUUGCCUCACGGCUUUGCUCAUUGUGUAUCAGCUACCAAUCGUGAACAGUCAGUGUCGCCAGCUUGUGUGAUUACGCAUAAGCUGUAAUCAUAUAUUUGUCCAUUAUUUUGGCUAAAUAUUUACUCUGAAACUGGAAAAUGCUCAUGAGGUUUUACUAAAACCAAUUGUCUUGUGUACAAAACUGUUAGGCAGUGCCCGGGUCUCUUCGUGAUAAGUGUCCUUGUACGGGUACAAAUGUCUUUAGAAAAUGACUCUCCGUGUUGUAUCCCAUCUAAAUUGAUACAGCUUGGCUGGAAAUCUCACCAGUGGCUUACUGCUAAUGAAUUAUUGUUCCGUGCGAGUUAUUUCGAAAUCAUGUUUCUAUAUGUUAGUAUGGUCAGCUAACUUGAUACAAGCGACCUUUUGGUAUCACAUGUAAUGAAACGUAGAAUUAGGGAUUACUUUUACCAAACUGUCAUUUAAAUGAAACAUUGAGCAUAUUCAUCUAACAAUUUGCAUUUGUUGUUGUAACAAACCUGAAUGUGCCAGUAACCCAGGGAAUGCGUAACUGUCGCAGCCUCUAAUUAACAGUUUUCCACCAGUUACGAGCAAAAAUGUUUACAUUAGAGCAUGCUCCUUACUAUCACGUUUUAGCUCUCCUCGUGUGUGUUUUUUAUUACUAGCCUAUAGAUCUAUCAGAUGAGUUGUCCCUACCUUGCAGGAUGAGAAGAUGUCUAACUUAUUGUAAAUACGUGAAUAACCCUGGCUCUUUUUAUGGAAUGCGUUUUAUAUUUCUAAGAAGGCGGGUUUGGGAAGGGACCUCAUACUUGAAUGAGCAGAUAGACGUAAUCUUUUGGAUUUUUAGUUAUUGUUUACAUGUCUUUGUCCAGAAUGCCAUGAGAUUCAACUGUAUUGUCCAAUA